This is a messenger RNA of Xenia sp. Carnegie-2017, 1560 nucleotides long. RefSeq lists its product as uncharacterized. The transcript has 2 exons. The record is from RefSeq and is a predicted model, not a curated record. The coding region runs from base 1 to 1560 and encodes 519 amino acids. NCBI's taxonomy places the organism in Eukaryota, Metazoa, Cnidaria, Anthozoa, Malacalcyonacea, Xeniidae.
AUGGAAGGAGUUGAGCAAAAUCAAUCGACGAUUUCCUUUUCCUCCUUUGAUGGUCAGGAUAUAGUAGCAGAGCUGGUAGAGAGAUCGUUUUCCUCACGAAAUAUUAGUGAGCUGAAACAAAUAGCUCGCAUGUCAAGGCCGAUACCGAAGCUUGCACUAAAGACGAAUGAUAGGAGCUUUCAAGAAAGUUGGUAUUCGAACAAGGACUGGCUGUGUGGUAGUGUGAGGAAGAAUAGAUUGUUUUGCUGGCCAUGUCUUUUGUUUCAUUCUUCCCCUAGAAAGUCUCCAUGGGCUUCAACAGGCUAUCAUAACAUGCAUAGUUUUAGUGGUGACAGCAUAAAACUCGAGAAAACAAAAUCUCACAUGGAGGCAUACAAACAGUGGAGGUUAUUUGAUUCGAGGGAGAGUGUUGAUGUUUUGUUUUCGAGAGCUCGGCGAGAAGCAGUAGAGAGGCACAAUGAGGAGGGUAAUUAUAGAGAAUUACUAAAAUGCUUUGGAAAAUUGGAUUCUGUUUUUGACCGUCGUUUGCAAGGUAGACUGCAAGGUACAGAGAGAGUGGAUGAAGGUGGAGUUUUUACUGGGGUUUCAGCUGAUGUCCAAAAUGAUUUAAUUGAGUGUAUUGACUCAGUCAUUCAGGAUCAGAUUGAUGAUGAAAUGAAAGAGUGUCAGUUUUUUGGCAUUCAAGUUGAUGAAACAACUGAUGUUACAGCAAAAGCACAACUCAGUGCCAUUAUUCGACUAGAUAAAGGGAGUGAAAUUGUGGAAAGAUUUUUAAAAUUUAGAAAUGUUAGUACCAACCGAAGUGCACAAGGUAUUAGUGAUAUAGUUAAAGGCAUCUUAGAGAGAUAUGGAGAAGCUGUAAUACCUAAAUUAGUGAUGCAGACUUAUGAUGGGGCAUCUGUGAUGAGUGGUCAUCUAAAUGGUUUACAGGCCCUAUGCUUAUUUUUUCAUUGUGCAGCACAUAGGCUUAAUUUGGUUUUAUGUCAAUCUGCUUUGAAAAUUAAGGAGGUGAAAAUAUUUUUUGCUAAUGUUUCUGCAUUUUCCACCUUUACAAAUUCCAGUCCUGAAAGAAAAUCCCAUUUGAAAUCUCAUGGGGUUGAUAUACCUGCUCCAGGGGAAACUAGGUGGUAUUUCAAAUCUCGAGCUGUGUCUGCUAUUUUUAAUAAUUAUGAUACACUAGUGAAAGCCUUUACAGAGAUAAGUGAAAAUCCUUGGAAAUGGACUGAUGAAACAAGUACACGUACUGAUGGCCUCCUCCACUACCUUGAAUCAUUUCUUUUUUGUUUCCUUUUACUACUUUACUACCAAAUCUUGGAGAGAUCAGCCAUUUUAUAUGAUAUUCUACAAAAUAGGUCUACUGAUUAUGCAUUUGGCAUGAGAAAAAUUGAAGAAUUUGGUAAUUUUCUAAUUUCCCUCCGCAAUGAAACAGCUUUUGAAAUUUGUUAUUAUGCAACUGAAAGUAAAACUGGUCCUCCAUCUCGAAAAUCUGAGACAAAUAUAAAUUUUAAACAGCUCUAUUACGAAGUCAUUGAUUGUGUAACAAAUAUGCUUAAGGAAUGA